AUGCCAAUGGAUGAGGACAGUAAGGCCGCCGUCCUAUGCGAUAGGUUGAGCACAUUGCCCGAUGAGCUGCUGCUCCGUAUCUUCGAGGCGGUCGGUUGUAUCUCCAGGCGCGAUCUUUGCAACGUAUCGCGCGUCAAUAAAAGAUGCCACCGCCUCAGUGAUGCCGUCUUGUAUAAGAGCAUUCUUUUCGAGACUCCAGAAUUUCACCUCACGUUCAGCGAGUCGUUGAGCCGUCGACCGCGUCGUGGUUCAGCCAUCUAUGAAGUCAAGCUGGCGUAUCCUUCCUCAGAGCUAUCGCAGCUGGCGCUCGACGCGCCUGUCCAUGGCUCAUAUCUCGAUCCCAAGACUUCGGACAGCUUAUCUCGAACUUUAUCUAUUAUGUCGAAUUUGGAGAAGCUCGAUAUAUCGGUUCCCGACGUGCUCUUACACGGUAUCGGUACCUUGUUCAAUGGACCUUUCGACCUCGCCUGCUUAAAGACCUGCUCACUAUUCUACCAGUGCGCUAACGAUGCUUACUGGGACCUGCGCGAAAACAUACACAUCUUCGCUCAUCCUACGCUGGAAACCUUGACGAUCCGCAGAGCUAAGCUAGACGAAAAGGGUUUCGAUCACAUCGAGCGGCCGCACAUGACAGCGCUCAAGCAACUACACUUGAUCGAAUGCGACAUUAACGACGACUCCCUCGGUGAUCUUCUCGAACUACCUGAGGCACUUGAAGAAUUCGUCAUGACGCAAGCGGAAGAGCCUGAGCCAGAACUGGAAGAGAGCUCUGACAACGUUGGGGAUUACAUCCUGGCUGCCCAGUCACAGGCCGAGUUUUUGAAGAGCAUCACCAUCGAUCACCCGACACUUACUGGGCGCAAGGUGCUACGCAUGAGAGAGUUUGCGGCGCUCAAGACACUGCGUCUGAAUUGGGAUUACCAGCUAUUUGGAAAGUCGUCUAAGAAGCCGCGUCUUCAUUCAGUUGGUCUUCCGCCGGUGAUGGAGACACUCGAGUUUUUCAACGAGCUAGGAAGUGAUACUGAAGUCACAGACCUUCUUCUGGCUACUAUUGAGCAGAAAGAUAUUGUCGCAAGAAACUGGAAAACCAUGGUAGUGGUGGAAGGCGAAGGGGGUGUGUCUCGAGAAAUUAAAGAUGCGUGUAAGACUGCGGGUUUGCGGUUGGAUAUCAUUGGCGCCAUGGACGAUGAGGAUUCUGAUCUGGAUGAAGAUGCUGAUAUGGAAGAUGAUUCUGAAUCGGAAAGCGAAUAG
Molecule: messenger RNA, 1251 nt
Organism: Alternaria atra
Lineage: Eukaryota; Fungi; Ascomycota; Dothideomycetes; Pleosporales; Pleosporaceae
Exons: 1
Coding region: 1-1251 (416 amino acids)
Molecular function (GO): protein binding
Source: RefSeq, a predicted model, not a curated record